Molecule: messenger RNA, 2984 nt
Organism: Scheffersomyces coipomensis
Lineage: Eukaryota; Fungi; Ascomycota; Pichiomycetes; Serinales; Debaryomycetaceae
Gene: FLC2
Product: flavin adenine dinucleotide transporter
Exons: 1
Coding region: 443-2857 (804 amino acids)
Biological process (GO): transmembrane transport; fungal-type cell wall biogenesis
Cellular component (GO): membrane
Source: RefSeq, a predicted model, not a curated record
AAAAAUUUAAUUAAUCUAUCUGUUUAACCAUCCAUCCAUCAACCAAUCCAUCCAUCGACAACCUAUCCAUUAGUGAUCAUCCUCCCAAUCACUACUAAUCACUCCUCCUCCUCCUCCUCCUCCCAUCAUCAACUCAUUCGUUAGCUAGUCUAUUUCCUGUCUGUCUUGAUCUUUCUUCCUUUGAAUCAAGCUUUUUUUUUUUCCUUUUGAUUCAUUUUCAACUUCGUUUCGUUUCGUAACUUGAAUCAAGGCUGGGUUCAUAUUAUUAUUAUUAUUAAUAUAUAUCCCUCCAACCUAUCCCUUUGCUAUAUAUCAUAUAGUAUUACCACACCCAUCUAACACCACCAUCCAUCCAUCUACCCACCACCAAUACUUCAGAUCUAUCACUUUAUUCUCAUCAUUGUGCUUCCCCUCCUCAUCCAUCAUACACAUAUAAUUCAAAAUGAAGUUCAAUUUACAUAUAAUAUUAUCCUUAUACCUCCUCCAAGUAGUAUCUGGAUUAUCUUACCUUAAAUCAUCCUCCUUAUUAACUUGUAUGGAUAAUUCUCAAUUCACCGCUUCAUUCUUUGAUGUCGAAUUUUAUCCUCAUAAUAAUACCGUUUAUUUCGAUGUUACUGCCUUAUCAAAUAUAAAUGCCAAAGUUGGUGCUUAUGUUCAAUUAAUUGCUUAUGGUAUAAAUGCCAUCACAAAAAAUAUCUCCUUAUGUGAUAUUAAUUAUCCUGAAGUUUGUCCAAUGACUUCAGGUCAUUUGGAUUUAUCUUCUCAAUAUACCGUAUCUGAUGAUGUAACAACUCAAAUCCCAGGUGUGGCUUAUGGUAUUCCAAACUUAGAUGCUACCGUCAGGGUAUUAAUCUAUGAUUUAGAUUCUUUCGAAGCUUAUGCUUGUGUAGAAGCUUCAGUAACUAAUGGUAAAACUGUUCAAACUAAAUAUGCUGCUUGGCCCAUUGCUGCUAUUGCAGGGUUAGGGGUUAUUACUUCAGGAGUAGUCUCCGUCAUUGGACAUUCUAAUACCGCUGCACAUAUUGCUUCCAAUUCCAUGUCAUUAUUUAUUUAUUUCCAAUCUUUAGCUAUUACUGCUAUGAUGGCUGUUGCUAAAGUUCCUCCUAUUGCAGCUGCUUGGGCUCAAAAUUUCAUGUGGUCAGUAGGUAUCGUUAGAGUUGGGUUUGUACAAGAUAUUGCUAAUUGGUAUAUUCAAGCCACGGGUGGAACUCCAACUGAUAUUUUAGAAGCUAAUUAUUUAUCAAUCUCAGUUCAAAAGAAAGUUAAACGUUCAUUUGAAUAUUUACAAGAAUUAUAUGAUUCUCAAGUAUUUGAACCAGUUCAAAAAUUAUCAAAAAGAGCCAUUAGUCUUGAUUCCGAAGAUUUCGGAUAUACUGAUGCUUUAGAUCCAACUUUAUAUACUACUGAUGAAAAGGGUAAUAUCGGUACCAGAAUUUUAGUUUUAAGAGGUAUUCAAAGAGUGGCAUAUUUAGCAGGUAUUGAAAUCACCAAUCUUUUCAUGACAACCAUUAUCUUUUUAUUAUUCUUUGCCUUUGUAAUGGUAGUAUGUUUAGGAUUAUUUAAAGCUAUUAUUGAAAUCUUAACUCGUGCUAAAAUCAUGAAUGAAGGUAAAUUCGGUGAAUAUAGAAAACAAUGGUCUUUAAUCAUUAAAGGGUCAUUAUAUCGUUUAUUAGUAUUAGCUUUCCCUCAAAUUGUUGUCAUGUGUGUUUGGCAAUUAUGGGAACGUGAUUCAGCUGGGGCCGUAGUGGUUGCUGUAUUUUUAUUAGUAUUUGCCGUUAUCUUAUUAUUCCAAGCUACUACAAGAGUUAUCUUAUUUGGCAAACGUUCUGUUAAAAAUUUCCAUAAUCCUGCUUAUCUUUUAUUUGGUGAUGCAAACUUUUUAAAUAAAUUCGGUUUCCUUUAUGUUCAAUAUCGUGCUGAUUGUUAUUAUUUCAUCUUAGUAAGUUUGAUUUAUAUCCUUUUAAAAUCAAUCUUUGUUGCUUUAUUACAACGUCAUGGUACUAUUCAAUCCGUCAUUGUGUUCGCUAUUGAAUUAUUCUAUUGUGUGGCUGUUUGUGUCAUUAGACCAUUCAUGGAUAAAAGAACUAAUGCGUUUAAUAUCGCCGUUACCGUGGUUAAUACCCUUAAUGCUUUAUUCUUUAUGUUCUUCUCUUAUAUCUUUAAACAACCUCAUAUUGUUGGUUCCGUAAUGGGAGUGGUUUAUUUCGUAUUGAAUGCUGUUUUUGCCUUAUUCUUAUUAAUCUUUACCAUUGUUACCUGUGUAUUGGCUUUGGUUUAUAAGAAUCCAGAUACAAGAUAUAAACCAAUGAAAGAUGAUAGAGUAUCAUUCUUACCUAGAUUUGAUAAUAAAACUGGUGAAGGAAAUGAAGCUGAUGAAGAUUUGGAAUUAAUGGCCUUAGGUCAAACCGCUAUGAAAGGUCAUGAACAUGGAGGUAUUCCACCAGUUGAUGAAGAUGAAGAUGAUGAAAGUCCUUCUCGUAAUAUCGGGGGAAAACCAUUUGAAGAAGAAUCAACUUAUGAUGAUGAUUACGAUUAUCAAAGACCAUCAUCCCACCCUUUAAACAAUUCAAAUUCAAAUACAUCCAAUUCCAAAUCAAAUUCAAAUUUCAAUUUUAAUAAUGGUUCAGGAAAUACUAAUAAUGAAUCAAACUCAGCUCGUAACUCAUAUUAUUUCGAAAAUGUCGAACCAACCCAACCUUCUUCAACCAUUCAUGGCUCAGGCACAACUGGUUUCAAUACAUCUUAUAAUCCAAGAAGUAAUUAUCAACCUUCAACUUCAACUCCGUAUCAAGCUAAUACUUCCUAUAGUAAUACUCAAAGUUAUGAAGGUAAUGGAAGUCGUUCAAACUUUAUAUAAGAAACAUUUUCUGAUUCAAAACUUCAACAUCAAUAACAUCAUUUUUACUUUUAAUUCGUGAUAUAACCUUAUACUUUUUUUGCUUUUUAGCUAUGCUUACCUUUUAUUUUUUAUAUAUUUAUUGUUU